Molecule: messenger RNA, 825 nt
Organism: Arachis stenosperma
Lineage: Eukaryota; Viridiplantae; Streptophyta; Magnoliopsida; Fabales; Fabaceae
Exons: 2
Coding region: 1-825 (274 amino acids)
Molecular function (GO): nucleic acid binding
Source: RefSeq, a predicted model, not a curated record
AUGAAUUUUAUCCCAAGGGAGUACAGUAGGCAACAAGUGAAGAAGCUAUUGACUGAUGCAAAGUACUACAUUUGGGAAGAACCAUACCUUUUUAAAAGGUGCUCAGAUGGAAUAAUCCGGAGAUGUGUCCCGGAUGAGGAAAAGCAGCAGAUUCUUUGGCACUGUCAUGGGUCUGAUUAUGGAGGCCACUUUGGUGGUGAGAGGACAGCUACAAAAGUCCUUCAGAGCGGGUUUUACUGGCCGACUCUCUUCAGGGACUCAAGAGCAUUUGUAAAGCACUGUGGCAGAUGUGAAAAAGCUGCAAAUCUCCCUGCCAACCAUGAAAUGCCACAGCAGGGACUUCUUGAGGUUGAGUUGUUUGAUACAAGUGGACAGGUUGGAGUUUCUAACAGGGAGCUUAAGAGGAUUCUGGAGAAGACCGUCAGUGUUUCCAGAAAGGACUGGUCUAGGAAGCUUGAUGAUGCUCUCUGGGCAUACCGGACAGCAUACAAGACUCCAAUUGGCAUGUCUCCAUAUCAGUUAGUCUAUGACAAAGCCCAUCACUUGCCAAUUGAGCUGGAGCACAAGGCUUAUUGGGCAGUUAGGUAUCUGAAUCUUGAUUCAGAAGCUGCAGGAAUUAAGAGGAUGCUUCAGUUGAAUGAGCUUGAUGAAUUCAGAUAUUCAGCGUAUGAGAAUGCCAAGCUCUAUAAGGAAAGAACCAAGUUACUGCAUGACAAAAGGAUUGCCAUCAGAGUCUUUGAGCCAGGACAAAGAGUGCUUCUAUAUAAUUCAAGGCUCAAAUUCUUUUCCAGGAAGCUUGUUGAGCCUAGUUUGAUUUUGGGUUGA